UCAUUUUCGUCGUAGAUCGCAGGCGAAAGUAUCAAGUCUAUCUGGUGGAAAAAGCUGUAAUCCAUCAUAUGUGCGCAUUGUGCAGCAUCUGUAAGACGAAACACUUCCUCACACUUGGAUCUGUCUUUGGAGAUCAUAAAACUACACCGGAUGCUAAGAUCCCAUCACCAUCUGCAGUUGAGUGUUGUGUCUAAACAGAUGAUUAUGUCGCUCGACAGAAUAGUGUAAACAGCGUAUGAACCGAUCGCGAGAAUGUUUAAUAUGGAACUUACAUAGACGUAAAAAACCCUAAAUCCCCAGGUCUCAAAGCCUCUCUUAUUGUAUAAAAACUAUCGGUAAAGAGAGACAACGUGAACACAAGAGCGAGACAGAGAGAAAAACGUGAAAAACACAUAGUCCAGUAUUUUCUACGGCACAGCAUAGCUAUUUAAAAGCGCAAGUAACACAGUAUAACGUCUUCAGGAUGCGAGGCUUGGUGAACAUUCUUUUUUACUGGUCAUUGCUGAUGAUCAUAAAAGGUUCCCUGAGCCGGGCACGACUCGCUGACGGUAGUCUCCGAUGUGUCUCCUAUGCAUGCAAGGACGGCGAGUGCAAGGAGGGAAUAGACGUUUGUGAAGAGUCCGAACCAGAUCGUCCAGUAGGUUGCUUUGUAGUGUGGACGACCAACAAUGUGACCAACGAAGUUAACGUAACUAUGAAGGGUUGCUUCAACAAUCCAACUGAAUGCAACAAUACUGAGUGCAUCGAUACGGCAACAGAUACUAAAAAGAACCUAAAUUACUGCUGUUGUCGAGGCAGUAUGUGCAAUAAAGAACAUCGUUGGGUGCCAGUGGCAACUAAAGCACCAGAAGUGAUGCAGGCAGCCAACAAGGAUACAAACAUGGUGAUUUUUAUAGUACUUGGAUCGGCUUCUUCCGUGAUCGCACUGGCCGCGUUGCUUAUUUACUAUGUCACUCACCAGAAACAAGCGAUGUUUAACGAAAUUCCCACGGUUGAACCGGAUGUAUCAAGUUCGUCGACGAACAUUUCACACCGUCCGAUUGAUUUGAAGGACAUCAAAGCGCAAGGUCGUUUUGGGGUUGUGUGGCGAGCACAACUUAACACCCAAGAGGUAGCAGUGAAAAUAUUUCCUAUGCAGGAGCGACAAUCGUGGUUAACGGAGCAGGAUAUUUUCAAGCUUCCACGCAUGAACCAUCCGAAUAUUCUUGAAUUUAUUGGAUGCGAGAAGCGAGCGGAUGUGGCAAGCACUGAUUUUUGGUUAAUCACAGCCUACUGUGAAAAUGGUUCACUCUGCGACUUUCUCAAAUCGCACACUGUUUCAUGGAACGACCUGUGUAAGAUCGCCAGUACGAUGGCAAGAGGUUUAACACACCUGCAUGAGGAAUUCCAAGGAACGCGGACUGAAGGUUUGAAGCCUUCCAUUGCCCACCGUGACUUUAAGAGUAAAAAUGUAUUACUUAAGGCGGAUCUGACGGCAUGCAUAGCCGACUUUGGACUGGCACUUGUGUUUAAUCCAGGUAAAUCGUGUGGUGAUACACACGGUCAGGUUGGAACACGUCGCUACAUGGCACCCGAGGUGCUCGAGGGCGCGAUCAACUUCACACGUGAUGCAUUCCUACGCAUAGAUGUGUAUGCGUGUGGUCUCGUUCUCUGGGAGCUGGUGUCGCGAUGCACUGUUCACGGUGGUCCCGUCGACGAAUAUCGCUUACCUUUCGAAGCUGAACUCGGACCCCAUCCGACGCUCGAGGAAAUGCAGGAAAACGUCGUAAUGAAGAAACUACGCCCGCGUAUUUUCGAUGCUUGGCGCAAUCACUCGGGACUAAAUGCAAUUUGUGAAACUAUGGAAGACUGCUGGGAUCACGAUGCGGAAGCGCGCCUAUCAUCGUCCUGUGUGCUCGAACGUUUAUCGCAAUACACGCGCUUUCCGACAGCACGACAAUUUUUUGUGGCUACCACUACUAAUACAACGAGCUUGGGAAGUGCCACCAGCAAUGAACUACCACCGAAAAUAGCAUCAGAGAGUGUGUGAAAAAUAGCGAAGGAGGGUAGGGAAAUUGCGAUUGUUGUGCCUCGCCAAUGCAAAUAAUCCCUGGAAAUCCGUUUGACCACUUUCUUUCUAUUUCGUUUACUUUCAUUUCAUAUUAAAAAUAAGUAGGGAUAUGUUUCUAACGAUUAGUAAACACAAGUUUUAUACACACAUGUACAUUGCAAACGCAAUUCUGCAGCUGUAUAUUCAUACGACGUAUCCAUCAUAGUUGUAACAAUUAGUGUGGUAAGAUGUGGGUGUCGGCGCGCGUAUGCUCUUAGAACCAGACUGUGCUCCUUUAAAUUCGGAGUAACAAAGAUAAUGGGGUGAGGGGGGGGGAUAAAUAUAAUGAUAGACUCCAGGGUGAUUCUCCUAUUCCCUGCUACAAUAAUAUGUCUUCAAGAUCAGCCAUAAAAUAGUUGGGGUUAUUUUUCAUGUAAAUGUUUUUUUUUAUUUGAUUUUAAUAAUUAUUUCCCUCGACCAUCAACCGUCAUAUCUUAUUGAUCACUUAGUUUUUAGCCCCCGUUGAUGGAACAGUCGGUAACGUUCGUAGUUGUCAAGCAGCAGGCGCUUUGAAUUUAACCGGUUGUUACGCCCGGGGGCGGUUGUUACGCAGCUGACAAUGGGUUCAAUUCCCGAUAACAGCGUGACAUGGGGGUUGGCGCGGGGCCAACAACUCCGCCCGUAAAAACACACCGUUACAGAGGGCAACAGAGAUUAACAUUAUCUCUGGUGCAGGCCAAGACCACUCGGCGGUUGUAGGCGGAUAAGAAGAAGAAGUUAGGUUAAGGUCUAGCACCAAUUAAAUGACGUGCGUAAGGUUUUAAUUGAUUUAGUUGAAAUUGUAUGGUUCUAUGUGUGUUUAAUGAAAAGAACGGGUUUCAAGUGGAACAAUGUUAGCUAUUUAUUCAAUACAGAAAGAUUUAUGGGUAUUAUACAAAUAUUCAAAAAAUCUUCUCACCAUAUGUUACAAUAUUGUCCAAUUUUUGUAGAAUUCAAAGAUCUAUCAAUCCGUUGUUCAUUAAUCUUCGCCGCUUCGAUUACUCGAUUUCAAGGCGUAAGAUUUUCGAACUGGUAUACUGACAGUACAACCAUUUGAACACCAAGAAAUCAUCUUUUGAAAAUAUUAUGUUGUGAGUUCUCAAAAUGCCACUCAAUUGCAUGCCUUGAACCGAUUGUUUCUUGGUUCUUAAGACAAAGUAGAAAUCGUUGACCGAAUCAAGAUUUGUUUAUAGUAUCAAGUUAGCUGUACAAAAACAAAAGGAACACAUGAAAAACCCAACAUCUAGCAGAUGAACUUAAUCAUAUCUGGACUUUUCAUAAAAAAUACAUUCUUGGUUCAAACAAACGUUCCCCUUUACAUUGAUAUAUUUGUCGGCAAACACUAUUAACUGAGUUCAGUUGAUGAACAAAGCUAUUGUUGCUAAUUCAUCUGGAUUUUGAUUUUUCUUAAACCAAUAAUAAAUGCAAACUCAAGGAUUGCGAACUGGAUAAACUCAGUUUUGACGUAAAACAUCAAUGUUCUAAUUUUAAUGGUAGUAAAACAUAUAAUACUUUUGACUAUUCAAAAAUGGUUGUGCUUGCCCGCAGUUGAAUUAUACAUUUUUCUAAAUAUAUGUGUUCAACUGGUAACAUCAAAUUGUAUGCUAUGGACAAUUUUUGUCUGCUCUGGAUUGCAUUUGAGUGGGUUGUGUUUGAUUAUUCAAUAUUCAAGUAAUUAUCGAAUGUUUUUAUUCGUUCAAUUUGGUGGGAAGUUUAAAACGAAUCAAUACUUCAUACACAUUUGUUCGUAUCGCCGAAUAAUUUCAAUGCUCUGGUAUGUUCAAAGUUAUUUCAUGUUUAAAUGUACGUUCUCAUUUUAAAUACAAAAACUAUGCUGUGCUAGUCCUCGAUUGGAUGUGAAACAUUAUCUUUAGUCUUUUUACACGUUCAAUAAAAUACUUUUGGAAACCCUUUUUAAAUUAACGCUUGAUUAAUAGAAAAGAACUCUGAACUGACGAAAAUGCGAACACCGAAUAUUGAGAAAAUAUAAAUGACACAAAUGACGACUCUACCAUUUUCAAUUCAUGUCUCUGAAAGGUGGAGCCAAUGCAAUUUUCAAGUAAACACAGAGCAACUCUUCAUAAGCAACAGCCGGUUUGUCGAUCUCGUUUUACGAAUUUAUCGUUGUUAAGGUAUACUGAGGACUAAGUUUCUGUUUCUUUGCCUGUUAUGUUGUUUCAAAAUUGUAACAAUUGCAUUGAUGCAGUUGUUGCUGCCUACAACUGGAAUCGUUUACCAAAAGCAGUCUAGAAGCUUGUGACAUUGCAGUUUUUGUUGCUCUUUAAAAACGUAAAGGAUCAGUUGUACCAAAUUGAACUAUUUUGUAUAUAGACAAACCGCAGAAUAGAAAGAGAUGAAGUGCCUGCGAAAUGGUAAUAUUUUCGCUGUGCCUUUUUCUUGAAAUUCGGAAAUAUAGUAUCUGUUAAAACAUGAUGUAGAAACAUUAAAAUACCAAGCAGCGUUAAAUGCCUAGCAAAUGCUUAGAUUCAAGUUUAGAAAAAAAGUAUGUCCGCACGCAUGGAACAUGAAAAAUAAUAGCAACAAUUAUGAUUUAUUCUUUAUCAUAUUUGAGUAAUGUAUGCUCAGAUAUUGUAGGUUGUUCAGGAAGAAAACUUUACUAUUUUAACUAAAGUAUUAAAAAACACCUCGUUCAACACAAGCAAUACGUUGAUAUUACGCAAUGGAAGAAUAAAUCGACGAUUACACCAACGUCUCUAACUCAAUGACAAGCAAGUUUAUUUUGUUUAAAUUCGUAAUU
Messenger RNA from Anopheles bellator, 4826 nucleotides. RefSeq names its product activin receptor type-2A (gene put). NCBI's taxonomy places the organism in Eukaryota, Metazoa, Arthropoda, Insecta, Diptera, Culicidae. The record is from RefSeq and is a predicted model, not a curated record. Gene Ontology annotation, biological process: protein phosphorylation; cellular response to growth factor stimulus; activin receptor signaling pathway. Gene Ontology annotation, molecular function: ATP binding; activin binding; activin receptor activity. The coding region runs from base 464 to 2029 and encodes 521 amino acids. The transcript has 7 exons. Gene Ontology annotation, cellular component: plasma membrane; activin receptor complex.